GUGCACACACACUCAGCCUGUCCUUAAACUCCAAACACAUACCUUGUCCUGUAAACAUAUCCACCAUGCAAGAAGAGAUGCUGUCAGGAUUUCAGCAGGCAGGGACAGAAGUUUGAGACCCUAUUAUCAGAAAGGGAAUCGUCAAGAGGCACUCGGAUUCAUACAAGCACACUUUACAUGCUGCUUAAGAUUACAAAGUUGCAAUCUGCUAGUCCCGGACCUGCCUAAUGGACUAUGUCAAAAGAUGAGGAAAUUCCGAGCCCGCCUCCAGGGUAUCCUGACUCAUGCAAGUGAUGUAAACACUCAGGAAAAACCUGGAACUGGGGUCACCGUGAUGAUGAAGUUUCAGUAGUAAAUCGUGACGACCACACAGAUUCCAUCUGACAAACCCAAUACAGCCCAGCCCAGUCUAGCCCAGCUUAGCCAGGAGGUUCUCCCUCCCUGAAUACAUGGAUGUACGAGGCAUAGGGGGAGCACAAUCUGUCGUUCCCAAUCCUGGCUCCCAGCACAAAAUGAGGGAUUUUCCCUCCCCACCUUUUCCCUGAGGUCAACCCAACACAACACCAUCCUGAUAAGUCCGACUUAGCCGGGCGCUCGAGUUUCAAUGCUCCACACCGUUCUAAGAUGAAGUUAUGGAAAGGGGUCAUUCUUGCCUUCAUCUUCAUUAGCACUGCUAUUUUACUCCGACUCCACAAAACCAUGCUGCUUCCUGGGUCCAUCAAGCCCCGGGCCUCGGAAUCAUCCACGCAUCCUUUGUCAGCAGGACUACGACCACCAUCAGCACCACCAUCAUCAUCAUCAUCUUCAUCCUUUCACAGGGAGAUGCGUCUUCGGCGGGUGGUCAGAUCAACAGAUGGCAUGGGCUCUCUCCUAUCAGAGUUUUCCUACUUGUUCCAGAGCUUCACAGAGGGCGAGCUGCAGAGCGUGAUCAGGAUGCUGGUGGACAGGAAGGCCAAAAGGUUAGGCGCAGUCGUGGUGAGCAGACGGGGCAGGAGGACCAAGAGGGCAAGGAGGGGCCCAAACCCGUGCAAGCUGCACCAGAAGCAAGUGAAGGUGAGUGACCUUGGCUUGGGCUAUGACAGCAACGAGAUUGUGCUCUUCCGCUACUGCAGUGGCAAGUGCACCAGCCUCCGCCGCAACUAUGACAUGGUCAUGGAGCACAUGCGCCUCAAUGAGUCGUCCAACCAGAAGGGAAAGGCCCGGAGCACAGAAAGCUCCAAGAGGGACCGUGCACGUUAUAGCCCCUGCUGCCGACCCACAAAGUUUGAGGAGGAUAUGGUGUUCUUCGACAACAAUGAAAGGUUCUCCAUCAUUCAGAACGUGUCGGCCAGAGAGUGCGGCUGUGUAUGAUGCCACAGGAAACAGAGAAACAAAGGAUGCAGGCAGUUACGGGUGGAAGCUUCAGAGAGCAAGGUGGUGAAAGAGGUCACGGUUGCAUGGAAUGCUCUGAACAAGCUCACUGUAGUCACAGGUGAAGCUUCACAGAGGCUGCAGUCAACUCCAUGGUAACAAAGUGAAAUUCAGAGUGGCUCCAGUAAACUCCAUGUGUCAGGGAGAGGAUACAGUCAACUCCAAACUCGUGUGAGUCGACUUCACAAUAAAAGAGGAGGCUUCAGAAUGACUACAGUCAACUCCAUGAUAACAGUGGA
Molecule: messenger RNA, 1649 nt
Organism: Pygocentrus nattereri (red-bellied piranha)
Lineage: Eukaryota; Metazoa; Chordata; Actinopteri; Characiformes; Serrasalmidae
Product: neurturin
Exons: 4
Coding region: 625-1350 (241 amino acids)
Molecular function (GO): receptor tyrosine kinase binding; growth factor activity; glial cell-derived neurotrophic factor receptor binding
Source: RefSeq, a predicted model, not a curated record